Molecule: messenger RNA, 2496 nt
Organism: Brettanomyces nanus
Lineage: Eukaryota; Fungi; Ascomycota; Pichiomycetes; Pichiales; Pichiaceae
Exons: 1
Coding region: 1-2496 (831 amino acids)
Biological process (GO): TORC2 signaling
Cellular component (GO): plasma membrane; cytoplasm; TORC2 complex
Molecular function (GO): phosphatidylinositol-4,5-bisphosphate binding
Source: RefSeq, a predicted model, not a curated record
AUGGCUGUUCCAUUUUCCACAGACGUUCUUAUCAAUGUCUUUCGAGAAAGCUCUAUAUCGAUUGGUCAAAGGUAUGAGAGCCAGGAUAAGCGUGACUCUAAUAAGCGGCAGCAACAAGAGCCAGGAGGAGUGUUAAGGAACUCUUCCUCCAAUACGAAUUCUUCAUCUCCCGCGGGUAUUACAUCCAAGCAAAUUGGUUACAUUAUGGGUUAUGUUUAUAAGCCGGAGACGGUAGCAAAUGAAGUGAAUGUUUCACAAGACUUCCCUCUUUUGACCCAGUAUGAGGGGCAGCCGGCCCCGCCUAUAAGAUGGGACGUACUCAAUGAAGCCACGUAUGGUAGCUCUCUCAAGGAAGAAGAGGAAGAAGAAGAGGAAGGGGAAGAGGAGCAGAAGAAUUUGUCUGUUGCAGUUCCCUUGAAAUCAUCUGUGUCCAGAGGGCAGGAGGUCGUUUCUGAGUCCGCCGGAACCGAUAAGCAUGUUAAAACGAUAUCAGAACCAUCAUCGGUUGCUGCAACAAGACACUCUCUUCAAAAAAGUAAGAGCAGGGGACUCUUUGAACGUCUCAUUAGUAGAAAGAAACCUACUAGUGAAGAUAAUCUGGAUGGAACUGGCUCUCGCUCAAAACAUAUGUCUACCGACGAGGACACGGACAGCACCGAUUCUUCCUUGAUGGACUCAUCUAUGAUAGAUGACAGUCAGGAAAUAUCUCAAGGGCAGGAUAACUCCGGUAGUUCGGGGCUUGAUCUUUCUGGAUCGGUAGGAUCUGUUGGUUCGAUUGAGUCCAGCGAGAUUGCCGAUGAUGAUGAUGAUGACUACAUGAUGGAUUCUCCUUUACAAUCUACUUCACAAUAUAUGACCGGAGAUGUCAGUGGUUAUUCCUACUCGGAUGACUAUUACUUGGACUCUGAUGAUUAUCUCAGCGACUCUGAUUACCCUGCUGAUGAAGGUUCAAUUGGGACAUCUUCAGCCUACCGGGAGAGCCAUCCGGUAUCGCGCAUUAACUUUACCAGUUCCAGGCAGGGAGCUUACUCGUCUUCUAAGCCUGCUUAUUCGGUAUCCAUGAGAAGUCGAACGACAUCACUAAGUUCUUCACAACAAUCUCGAUUUCAGCAUCCGCAGCCGCAGGCUCCACUACCGUUGGGUAUGGCUACAUAUUCUGCUGCAGGAUCUAUGGCAGUGCCAGGUCCAACUUCGGGUGUUGCUUCUUCAAGAUCUUAUCAGAGGCUGGAAAUGAAAUUGAAGCGGAGUUCUAAAUCUCUCGGUGACAUGUUAUUGAUGUCUGGUGAUCAAGAACCGCAUCAAGCACUUGAUUUCACAAAGCGGGAAGUGAAAAGACGUGGUUCUCAAAUCGAAGAAAACAAGCUGAAUGUUUCAGACACUGAGAGUAUUAGUUCGCUUCCCAGUAUAAGCAGUCUUCAAUCACGAGCUUCAUCUGAAACACGACUUUCUUCGAAACUUACCGCAUUGAUCAACAAGAAGACAUUAUCAUUGGACUAUUACGAUUAUGUUGGACGCAAGAAGACACCAUCUGAUGUUCUUGAAGAUAUCACAGUUUAUAUACCCGGUCUGAAAAUCACUGCUAAAUCACCAUUAGUGGUUAAAGUCAACACUUCAGUACGUGUUGUGGAGAUGAUUGGCUUUAUUCUUCUCACGUUGAAGGGAAAGGAGAUUCCUCUUUUUGAGAAGUUUCCUGCUCAGCCCAAUUUUUGGGUACUUUAUUUGGCCGAUGACGAUGGAAAAGCGGAAGACGACUUUGGUGUUCUGGACAGGACAAGGAUGGUGAAAUCAUAUGGAGCCGAUGAAUUCGUUAUGACAGAGGUAUCUGAGGAAGAAAUGCAGAGAAAUGAGAAGAUUACACCCUCGCCAUUGGAAGUAGCAGAAAGGAGGCAGAAGCAGCUUCCUUUACCAGUACAGAAAUCAAGAGAACUUUUUAUGGAUUCUCCCGCACAGCAUGUUAGAAACACAUCAUUGGCAACUAUCUCGUCGAAUCUCACACCGGGAUCAGUUCCGGGAAAGCAACUUAAGAGUAGCAGGAGAUCAAUUGAUGACGAUUCGUCAUUGAUCACCAAUGAAAGCGAAGGAAAAGAUGAAAUCAUUUCACCGUCUGUUGCCAAUAAAGGUAUGAUAAAUAUGGAUUAUCCAUAUUCGGCGAAUGCAGGUAUGUCUAUAUAUCAUAGGUGGACAGUUUGGCGAAGGCAACAGAUGUCCUUCAAGAGUAAAAAUGCUCGAACUUUGACUGUGGAUGGAUAUCAAAUCUACAUUUUGCCAUUUAACGAAUCCAAGGGGUCGUGGUACGAAUCUAAGACCAGCAGUUUUAACAUUGGGCAGGUAGUGAGAAUUAAGCAAAGCUCAAAGGUGCCCCGAUAUCUCAAGAUAUUUGUUAACAGGCACAACGAUGGAGCUAUGAAGAAAUACUAUUUGGAGGCCAAGAAUGGCGAGCAGUGUAGGGAAAUAGUGACUACUAUCAAAAAACUAGCUGAAAGAAAACAUGAAUAA